AUGGGGAAGAUAAAAGUGCUAGACCUUUAUAGCGGAAUAGGGGGGCUACACUACAGCAUGCUACAAGCCCUAAUCAAUUGCGUCCACGAGAGGGCAGAAAAAGGCACCCUCAAGGGGGAAGCGGCAAAGGGGGAAGCGACAAAGGGGGAAGCGACAAAGGGGGAUGCGGCAACGGGGGAAGCGGCAAAGGGGGAAGCGGCAACGGGGGAAGCUGCAACGGGGGAUGCUCCCAACUGCGCCAACCUUUUCAGUGAGGCAGUUCGCUUCAUAUCGAUAGACCUUAACUGCUUCGCCAAUCAAACGCACCACCACAACUUCGAGGGUAGUUCCAUCUACCUAACGGAAAAGAAAUAUAUCGACCGAUUUUUUAAAGAGUACCAAGGGGAGCACAGCGGAGGAAGGAGCAACGCGAAAGAGGCUCCCUUCGUCCAGGAUAAGAACUACAUCCUUCAAACGGAUAUAAACAACCUGGACGCACAUUUUCUCGAUUACCACAAGUUUUUCAUUCUGCUGAUAUCCAACCCGUGUCAGCCCUACACCAGGCAGAACAAGAAGUUCCAGCAGGUCAAUUUGGAUGAGUUGUUCGGAAAGUACGCCUCCCACACAGCAGAGGAAUCCCCGCUGGGGGGAGGAAAAAAGCAAAACGGAAGUUCUCCCUCCCCUUUAGAGAAGUCGGAUCGUAUGAAUAAUUUGCUCACCCGAAGUUGUGCUGCGAAUGAAAGCAGCGAUGCAGAUGAUAAGGCCCACUUGGUUACCCCAAAGUGUAACGACCUGGGAGACGUCCCCCUCAAAGGGACAAACAAAAGCGAUCACGAUAGGGCAUUGUGGGAAAAUCACCGAGGAGGAGAAGACCCAUUUCACGUGGGCAGGCUAAACCUAGACGAAGCCCUAAACUUCCUGCAAAUCGAAAAGGACGAACGGUCCAGAAGUUUCUUCCACAUCUGCAAUUUGCUGAAAAAGGUAAAGGAAGAAAAUUUGCCAAAAUAUAUUUUCAUCGAAAAUGUCAGAAAUUUUGAGUUAUCCUCCUCCUUUUUGUACUUCAUAAAUUCGGUUAAGAAGAAUUAUAAUUUCCAGACCUAUCUUUUGUCCCCUCUGCAGUAUGGCAUACCGAAUGAGCGUCUUCGUUUUUAUUGCAUAUGUAGGAGGAAAGACAAGUCGGUUGGUCUUACAUCGUGGGAGAGCUUCCCCAAUGGAGGGACUGCCCCACUGUACAGCAAUUCGCUUAUGCCAGCCAAGUGCAUCCUCCGUACAUUUGAAAACAACCCCAAUUUUAGGCCUUCCCCAAAGUACUCUUUUUACACCCCCAGCUUGGCCACAUUCUUAGACCAUAAUGAUAAGUACCCAAUAAUGUGCAACACAAGUGAAGGGAUAAACUUAACGAACGAGACAUUGCAGGAAUAUGAAGUUAAGAAUAGUACUUUGGAAAAAUGCUCCUCAUUCUGCUUUGACAUGAUAGAUAUUAACCGAAAUGGAAAUGUGUGCUGCUUCGACGGGGGUAGUUAUUUUGGCCAGAAGAGUGAAGCGAUACGGGACCUCCCACAUGAGAGAAACUUGAGGGACUUGAUUAACUCGAACAAGGUGCAUUCCAUGUGCUUCACGUCUAACUAUGCGAGGUAUAUUAACGGCUCCGGCUCGGUUCUCUACUUCUCCGGGCGCACAAGGGGGUCCCCCUCAUUUGGCAGAGAAAUGCGAUGUGGGCAUGCGCAGAGUGGGCGCAUGGAAAAGGCCCACAUGGGAGACCAGCCCUUGAGCGGCGGCUCCUGCAGUGAUAACGUCUCCCAUGACGACUCCCCUCGUGAACCUCACCGCGGAGAAAUAAUCAAACAAAUGAGCAAGUACAAAAACAGAGCGCGGUACUUCACCCCCGUAGAGAUAUGCAGACUGAUGGGCUAUAAGAUGCGCACCGGCAGGGCUAUCAGGGAAGGCGGCGAAGGCAAAAAAAACAGAGUCGGAAAUAUCUACUGGAAUAUGGACCACAUUCACCACAUGUGCGCCUACACGUGUGGUGUGCACUACUGUGCGAGUGGUCAUAGCGACAGGUGUUUGUUUAAUGAAGGGCUCCAUUUAGCAGAGCAUCAGUUGAGAAGAUCACCAACUGAUGGAGUGCUUCUCGGUGGGGAAUCCCCCCAUGGAAAAUCCCCCCAUGGAAAAUCCCACCAUGGAAAAUUCCACCAUGGAAAGUCCCACCAUGGAAAGUCCCACCAUGGAAAAUUCCACCAUGGAAAGUCCCACCAUGGAAACCCCCCCCAAGACGAGCGCACAACACCCUGCUCCUGUCACGAAUUUAAAUUUCCACCAUUUUUGACGAACAGGCAAAAGUACAAACUGGUUGGCAAUUCCGUCAACGUCACUGUGAUAGCUUUAAUUUUUCAAGCCCACGACAUUUUCGGGGACCUCCUCAAAGGGGGGGGCUUUCCCAGCUAA
Messenger RNA from Plasmodium vivax (malaria parasite P. vivax), 2424 nucleotides. RefSeq names its product DNA (cytosine-5)-methyltransferase-like protein 2, putative. Bases 1 to 2424 code for a protein of 807 amino acids. The record is from RefSeq and is a predicted model, not a curated record. Gene Ontology annotation, molecular function: methyltransferase activity. The transcript has a single exon. NCBI's taxonomy places the organism in Eukaryota, Apicomplexa, Aconoidasida, Haemosporida, Plasmodiidae.